Messenger RNA from Papilio xuthus (Asian swallowtail), 576 nucleotides. Its product is annotated as tctex1 domain-containing protein 2. NCBI's taxonomy places the organism in Eukaryota, Metazoa, Arthropoda, Insecta, Lepidoptera, Papilionidae. The transcript is spliced from 3 exons. Bases 139 to 576 code for a protein of 145 amino acids. Gene Ontology annotation, cellular component: cytoplasm; cytoplasmic dynein complex. Gene Ontology annotation, molecular function: dynein intermediate chain binding. The record is from RefSeq and is a predicted model, not a curated record. Gene Ontology annotation, biological process: microtubule-based movement.
CCUGGUUAAGAGACCUUUAAGCUAAACCAAAAUAACAAUCACAGCUUUUCCGUUGAUGGGAUUUUUAUAUGAUUUCAUUAUCUUUUGUUUAAAUCUAGUAAGUUACAUUGAUGCAACAUUUUGUCAGAAGCUAUAAAAAUGUCAAAAGAAUCUAAGAGAACAUCUUUAAGGUUGCGCGAUAUUAUACUGGGUCGCCAUCUUAGCAAGCAGAAAUUGAUUCGGAUUUAUCAGCCGACUUACCAACUAGAACCAAGAAAAAGUUUUAACCCUGAAGAUGUUAGGAAAAUACUUCAACAAUACAUUGACUCCGAAUUACAAGAAGUCGAAUACAACGAAAAAGUAGUUCCUGAUUUGUGCAACAGUCUCGCUGAAAACAUUAGAACAGCGAUAAAGGAGCAAGCGUACGAUAGGUACAGGAUAAUAGUGUCGGUGACAAUAGGUCAAAAGCGGCAGCAGAGCGUUCACGUGUUUCACUCCUUCCUUUGGGACCACCAAAGAGACGGAUUUGCCGCACACAACUUUGAAAAUUGCCACAUUUAUGCAAAUGUUGUUGUUUAUGGUAUUUAUUUAGAUUGA